CCCUUUGAAACCACUUCCUCCCCUUCUCCCAAUCGGCCAUGUUUAAUUUGACUCAUUCAUGAAAAGUUGUACACACAACAGUAAAGCCAUGAUCUCGAAAGCUAAAUAGUAAGGAUGCACCGCCGCGUUGUUUGUACAGACUGAGCAUUAAUCAGCAGCAGUGGGAAUAAAGAAUAGCGCGUGAGGCAUCGGCAGUGUUGUUCUAGGAAAUCAUGAGGAAAAAGCAGAAUGUGAAAAACAGGAAGGCAGAAGAGACUACGGUUGUCCAAGAGUUUGCGGUGGAAAAAAUCAUCCGCAGAAGAGUCAACGAUGGAAAAGUUGAAUACUAUCUCAAGUGGAAAGGCUUCACAGAUGUAGAGAAUACCUGGGAGCCAGAGGACAACAUGGACUGUCCUGAGCUGAUAGAGGAGUUUCUCAGAAACCUCACUGUCUCAGGAGAGACGGAACAAUCCCUAGACCAUGAGGUCCAGUCCAAGCAAGAGUUAACUGAACUGGAUGCCGAUACGGCUCACCAGCAGCCUCAGGAGGAGCUCAUUGAGAGGGGUAAUGAAGACGUUGAUGAUCACAACGCUGAGAUCCCAGCAGGCCAAUCCAGCAGCCCAGAACCAGACGGCAUCAUCGGAUGCACAGACCAACAAGGAGAGCUCAUGUUCCUCAUCAAGUGGAAAAACACAGAUGAGGUAGCUUUACUGUCAGCCGGAGAGACCAGUAAAAAGUGGCCCGAGAUGGUAAUUCGUUUUUACGAGGACAAGCUGACCUGGCAUGGAGAAGACGAGCAGUGAGAGAGAAAUAUGUAGCACUGGAUACUACUGUACCUCCUGGCAGCUUUAAACAUACACAAACACUGUGGCAUAAGUUUACUGUUUGAUGUACCAUGUAUUCAAAACGUGUGAAUCCAUACUCUAAUGUGAAGCUCUUCCCAACACACUAACCUGUAGAAAUGUGACUGGAGUAUUAGAGCUCUACUGUAGUGUACUGUUUAUACAAGUCCACCUAAGUUGAUCAUUAAUCAGAUGUUGUUGUAUCUCUUGGUCUAUUGUUUGAAAGUUCAUUUGUGAUGUUCAUCAUUCUGUCCUCUUUGUUACUGUGAUCUGAACUGUGAUUACACAUAGGAGAUGAUGACAGAUGGUACAAUAACUGCUCGAGAGGGACUGUUUGAUGUGUAGAUUACUAUCCGUACUAUUAACCCCCUGGUUACGCACUUAUUCAAGUUAUACUGUGAUGAAUCCUGUGAUCUGCGAGUGGCGUAGUGUGGCUCAUGCAGGUAUAAAUCUAGGUUUGCACAAAACUAAUUCUAGAAUGUAGCCCAUACAAUCACAUUUUUUUUGUGAACAACACUUUUGUUGUAGGUCAGUAUCACUUUCAUAGCAGUAGUGCAAAUAGACCAUUGAUGUUUUGGGGUUUUGUGAUUCAAGCCUUUAAUCUGCAGUUUCGAUCGUCUGGUUUCCUGUUUUCUGUAAAGAUCACGGUUAACCUUCAAUCUCGAGUGAGCAAACUCUAGGUGCUUUAAAUAAACAUAAAAUUACCUCAGGAGUGUUUUGGUCAUUCUUG
This is a messenger RNA of Sinocyclocheilus anshuiensis, 1551 nucleotides long. RefSeq names its product chromobox homolog 3b (gene cbx3b). NCBI's taxonomy places the organism in Eukaryota, Metazoa, Chordata, Actinopteri, Cypriniformes, Cyprinidae. The transcript is spliced from 5 exons. The coding region runs from base 213 to 782 and encodes 189 amino acids. Gene Ontology annotation, cellular component: nucleus. The record is from RefSeq and is a predicted model, not a curated record.